Molecule: messenger RNA, 2401 nt
Organism: Sander lucioperca (pikeperch)
Lineage: Eukaryota; Metazoa; Chordata; Actinopteri; Perciformes; Percidae
Gene: setmar
Product: SET domain and mariner transposase fusion gene
Exons: 2
Coding region: 111-998 (295 amino acids)
Cellular component (GO): nucleus
Molecular function (GO): zinc ion binding; protein binding; histone methyltransferase activity
Source: RefSeq, a predicted model, not a curated record
UGUAAUUAAACUACCGGAAAUCACACAUUUUAGGUUUGAGUUGUUGUCUAACUGUCUAUGGUUGUUGUACAUCCAGCUGAUCUGCCUUUAUAUCAUUUAAAACUUCGGAUAUGAGUAUUGACAGACGUGUGGAUUUGAGCAACGGCCUCGAGGAUGUUCCUGUUUUAAUUGAGUGGAGUAUGACGUUUCCUGAAUUUCAGUAUUCCCCAGAUAAUAUUCAGGGACCAGGAUGCACUAUUGACCCCAGUGAAGUCACCCUUCCUGGAUGCUCCUGCCUUUCCCGCUCCUGCUUCCCUGAGAACUGCUCCUGCCUGCAGACACAUGGGCAGGCGUACGACACCACCGGCACACGGCUGAACCUUAGCAAAACGAAGUCUGGUUACUGCUCACCUCUGUUUGAGUGUAAUGCCCUUUGCACCUGCAGUGAUGCCUGCUCUAACCGGGUGGUGCAGAGAGGGCUAAGACUCAGGUUGGAGGUUUACAGCACCGAGAAGAGGGGCUGGGGAGUGAGGACACUAGAGGCAAUUCCACAUGGGACAUUUGUGUGCGAGUAUGCAGGAGAGGUGAUCAGUUUUGAGGAGGCCAGACGCAGACAGCUUGCCCAGAGAUCUGAGGAAAAUAACUACAUAAUUGGUGUAAGGGAGCAUGCAGGUACAGGCUCCGUCACUGAGACAUUUGUGGACCCUGCCAUGGUGGGAAACGUAGGCCGUUUUCUCAACCACGCCUGCCAGCCCAAUCUGUUUAUGCAGCCAGUCCGUGUGCACUCUUUGGUUCCUAGGCUGGCGCUGUUUGCUGGACGGAACAUUGAUGCACAAGAGGAGCUGACGUUUGACUACUCAGGAGGAUACAGUAACCAACCUCCUGUAGAGCUGCUGUCCACACAAAGUGACGCUGCCAUACAGGCCAGUAGGGCAGAUGGACUCCAGAGGAAAGAGUGCCACUGUGGUGCCAACCACUGUGUUCAGUUCCUUCCAUUGGAUUUAUCUAUUAUCAACUGAAAUUGUUUAAAUUAAUAUUUCUAUCACAUUUGUUUUUAUCUGAAUGUCAAGAGAUGGAUUUGUUUUUCCAAAUGAUGGAGAAAAGAUUUUUGUCCUUUUUCUCCUGAUUAAAAAAAGAAAAAACAACUUAGUUGUGUCUUGGUCUAUUUUCAGUUUCCCUGAAAUCUUGGUCAGUUCAACCACUCAUUAUAACGAAACAAUGCAACGUGAUGGCUCCAUGAAUGCAAUCAGCUGGAUGAGUCAUGUCGGUGCCCGUCAUUGUUUCCUGUUUGGUUCAACCGGUGUCUCCUGAUCUGCCACUGUCUCCCACUCAAUGUAAGAUGAUUCAAUGAAUACUAAAUCUCAAAGCUAGAAAAAACAGGGUUUUUUUCUGAGGGAGUAAACUUGUUGACAUUCCUGUCCUUUGACAUGUACACUCCCUUUCAUCUAUCAGGGGAUAUGCUUGUUUUGUAUAGGACGUUUCCCACCAGAUUUACAGGCUUGCAGCUGUCAUCUUGUCCUGGCACAUUUAAGUCAUACUUUGCACUGACAGUGAUGGGAGGAAUGCUGUUCAAUAUUUUUCUUUUAAUAGCCACAUAGGCUACAGAAUUGAAGUGAGUAUUGAAAGCAUUGUGUUUGAAUAUAGAAAGCUUUUUGCAUUAGGAAGUUGUCAUGUCAGUCAAAAACAAAACACCAAAAUGCUCAGUUAAAGUAAUAGCUGUCAUAUGUUUCCAUCAACUUGACAUUUCUUUUCUGUCUUCAUACAAUGAAGCCUUCCCUUGUAGAUAUUCUCAGCUUCUCAUUCCUCUCAAACCUCAAGAGAGGUGGGACCAAUUAAAAAAGGCCAGGGGGUAUUUUUAUAUAGAAACAGACUAUUCCCCUGUCAAAGGAGGGGCGAAGGUGUCCCACUUCAGUGUGACCAUUCUGAAAUCAGGACCUUCUCUGUUCAAUCUGCCCCGUUUCUAGUCUAGACCUGCUUUCAUCUUAUUAAUAUCCACAUCUGGGUUAAUUAGGAUAGAGACCGGGUUUCAUCCAGAAAUGGGACUAGUGCUCCAACCACACUAGGCCUUAAAGAGAGACUUAAUGGUGGGGGGAGAUGGAAGCCCUCUGCUGAUCGGAGACUUGUGCCAAGUUGAUUAGUUUUUGUGUCACCCAGUGGAGAGGUGAAAGGCACAGGAUGUUGUUAUUUCAACCUGUAUUUUCUCCUCUGUGAGGGUUACCUGAGAUUUUUUUUUUUCAAAAUGGGCUAUUGUUUGCAUAGUACCUGAUCUGAUCUAUACGCUCAAGAAUUAAAAACUCAAAUGAAAGGAAUAGUUUAACAUUUUAGGAAAUACGCUUAUUUACUGUCUUGCCAAGAGUCACUGAUACCAAUCUCAUGUUUGUAUGGUAAGUAUUAAGCUACGACCAGCAGCAGGUUAGCUUAG